GCUACUUCAAAUAAUCGAAAACUAUUACGAAAGAUUUGGAUUACCUAUGCUAAAGAUUUGGAUUACAACUCCCAAAAAAUUUUCUGGAUUAUUUUUGUUUACUAUGGCCAGAGGUCCGUAGCCCAUAAAACAUUGGGCUUGAGAUAAUCCAAUUUGAUGAUGACACAAUACUCAAUCUGGCCCAAAUCCACGCCGAAGAACAAUAAAAAAAAUCAAUCAAAACAACCAAAAUUGUUAUAAACCCAUAAACCCUAGAAUCCCAUCUUGUUUCUGCCCUUGGCCGCUCUCGAUCUUCUGCCUCCCCAGUCAAUCAAAUCCAACGCCGCCGCCACCACCACCACCACCACCACCAUGGAGGUGGAUGUUCCUACCGCCGCUAAUUCCAUGGAGGUAGACGCCGCAGCACCUGCCAAACCCAACUUUAGGCCGUUAACGGCGCAUGAGAUGUCCUCCGGCGAAGUCCAAUUCCGGAAAAUUUCUGUCCCACCUCACCGGUACACGCCGUUGAAGAAAGCAUGGAUGGAUAUCUACACGCCGGUGUACGAUCAGAUGAAAAUCGACAUCCGUAUGAACCUCAAAGGCCGCAAAGUCGAGCUCAAAACUCGCCGCGACACUCCUGAAGUGAGCAACCUCCAGAGAUGCGCCGACUUUGUCCACGCUUUUAUGCUGGGGUUCGAUGUCUGCGACGCUGUGGCUUUGCUCCGGUUGGAUGAGCUUUAUAUCGAAUCAUUCGAAAUCAAGGACGUGAAGACUUUGAGAGGGGAGCAUUUGUCUCGGGCUAUUGGGAGAUUAUCUGGUAAAGGGGGUAAAACGAAGUUUGCUAUUGAGAACUCAACGAAAACCAGGAUUGUUAUUGCCGAUACAAAGAUUCAUAUUUUGGGUUCGUUUGCAAAUAUUAAGAUUGCGCGGGAUUCAUUAUGUAGUCUGAUUUUGGGUUCCCCUGCUGGCAAGGUCUAUUCCAAACUUAGAGCUGUGAGUGCCCGGUUGGCCGAGAGGUUUUGAAAUUUAUAGCUUUCUGUUCUCUUUGUAACAUGAGUUUUAAAAAAAGAAUGAAUUUCGGUAUUCAAUAUUGUGCUCUGUUGUGUUAAUGUUAUCUCAUAUUGAGAGGAGUUGAUGUGGAACCUUGUGUCACAAUUGUAUUCGGAGCUCAUGUUGAAAAUUUUGAUAAGGUUUCAUGGUUGUUUUGGUUUUGUAGCUUGUAUUGGUGCUUGAUAAAUGUUUGUUCCUGGAAAAUUGUCUGCGCGGUAAUUCUUACCUUGAUAGGGUGAUAGGGUUCUAUAUGGUUACAGAAUACAGCCAUAGAAGGAGUAGAACUUAUCGAACUGUUGGAAGGGGUAUUGUAUAAUUGUUUUGUAGAAGGAUGGCAAUUUCGCUGUGUGAGUGUCAAUAUUGCUCUCCUUCAUGAGAUGAAGUUAACACCAUUGUUGGAGUUCAGUUAUCAUUUUGGGUCAUAUGUUUAUGUUAUAUUGUUAUUGAAUGGUGUAUGCCUGUAUGGAUUUGAAAAGCAAAAGUGGUAUUUAUAUUUAGGAUUCAGUUUUGCUUUAGCUAAAGACCUGUUGUCUGUGCACACCAAAGUUCUACAUGUUUGUGUUUAGAGAUCACAUUGAUGUAUCACGAUUUGUCUUCUGUUGUUUUCUGGUGCCCGCAAAUUUGGUUUACACAACAGGAAAACAGAAGAAUAUUGAGUAGUUGGUACUGAUGCAUAUGAUAUUGAAUUUUUUGAUGUCAAAUGUUCUUUCCGCUCUAUCUGAUCUCAUUAGCUUACCCCUGAGGAUUCAUUGUUACAUUGCCAUUUAUAGAAAUGCCUCCUCGUAGAUUUGAGAGAAAAAAAAGAGAUAUGAAUUGUGUUAAGGUCAACAUUUUCAUCUCAUUUAUUUGUUGGAAUACUGUGACUUAAGAGUUCGUGGUGGAGUUGAUUUUCUUCUUUCAUCAUGGUUCCUCAUCAGGCUUUAGUGUUCCACUUCGAGGACUUGCUUUUUUGCAAAGAGUGGAU
Oldenlandia corymbosa var. corymbosa is the source of this 1993-nucleotide messenger RNA. NCBI's taxonomy places the organism in Eukaryota, Viridiplantae, Streptophyta, Magnoliopsida, Gentianales, Rubiaceae. The record is from the annotation of a GenBank genome assembly.